This is a messenger RNA of Penicillium crustosum, 660 nucleotides long. RefSeq lists its product as uncharacterized. The record is from RefSeq and is a predicted model, not a curated record. The transcript has 2 exons. The coding region runs from base 1 to 660 and encodes 219 amino acids. NCBI's taxonomy places the organism in Eukaryota, Fungi, Ascomycota, Eurotiomycetes, Eurotiales, Aspergillaceae.
AUGAACCUUUUCGGAACAUAUGACUCGACUGCUUUCCACGGCAUCUCAUCUCUUCAUGAUGCCAACAAGCACUUUCGAGCCAAGAAUGGCCUUUCCCUUGUGGAGACGAAGUUGAAGUCUCUGAUACUGCAACACGGUGUCGCAAAUCUUUUCGGGGUCGCGCUUGUCCAUCGCCAUUUCGACCUUGAAGAGGGAACUCUCCUUGUCGAGAAAGACAUGGUCACAGCUCCUUGGAAAUGUGACCGUUCCUUCACGAAGCACGGUGGGAGAAUUAUCCCGACAUCUUGGUUCUAUCAGGGGGAUAGACUCUAUCCUUACGAAUUCGCCUUUUUCCCGUGUUCCAAGGUCACACCCCCAGAGCUGGAAGAACAUACAUGUUUUGUUGAGGCGUUUUUUGAGGCUGUCAAACUUUACGGGCUGGAUGAUUUCGUCGGUCUCCGUCGUCUGUCUGGACAAGAAUCCACGGGAAUGCUGGAGUGCACCGAGGGAAAAGUGAAUAUCAUGUUUGCAAGCAACGAGAUCCCCGCUGAACUUCUUCAAAACGGAACUGAUACAAUGUGGUUUUUUGAUGGUCAGCCACCAUACCGCAUGUAUCGAUGUGCCUGUACAGAUGUAGGCGGUGCACUGAACCCGAACCACAAUCAUAUCGACCAGCCUUGA